Dunckerocampus dactyliophorus (ringed pipefish) is the source of this 6389-nucleotide messenger RNA. RefSeq names its product protein tyrosine phosphatase receptor type A (gene ptpra). Lineage: Eukaryota; Metazoa; Chordata; Actinopteri; Syngnathiformes; Syngnathidae. The transcript is spliced from 22 exons. The record is from RefSeq and is a predicted model, not a curated record. Gene Ontology annotation, biological process: protein dephosphorylation. Gene Ontology annotation, molecular function: protein tyrosine phosphatase activity. Bases 473 to 2968 code for a protein of 831 amino acids.
CUGAUCCCUUUCCAUUCUUCCUUACACACAGACACACAACAUGGCGGUCUAGAAUGGUCGGCCGACGCGCCCGGACUUAGCCGACUAACCGAGGGAUUCAACCCCCAGAUGUGCCCGGAAGCUAGUCUUUGAGGACACAUGAGGGCGAAUUAAUCAUUUUUAUCUGGAGUGCGCUACGUUUUCUUGGAUUCACCGCGUAAACUUGACAGCGAAGUGUUGUUGGUGGUGUGUCCCAAAUCGAGCCUCCCUCUGCUAUCACCAGGUUCCCCCCCACCCCGCUCUCACUCUCGGAUUCAGGGGUGUGGAGAGACGGAGACGGGGGCCGGGGUCGACAGCGUGGACGAGAAAGCGGACUCACAUUCCGACUUUCCUUGGCCUUUGCCCCUCCUGGGCUUCCUCUGGGCGUUACUGGCGUCUCGAAACCUGCUGUGCGAAUGAGUGAUUGAACCCAUCUUCGUGUCUUCAGGGCAGAAUGGGUGCGUGUCCCUUGGUCCUGCUGCUCAGUCUAGCCCUCGGGGCCUCAGCCCAGGAUCAUGUCCCUGUCACAAGCGCUCCAAAUAUCUCCGAAAAAUCAACAGAACUCCCCACCGCACAUGUCAACAUCACAGUUGGACCCAAGCAAACCGCAACAGGGCCACCGACUACACCGGCCCAUGGAGUCAUCCCAGAGACGGCGACAACACAGACGAUGACAACAAUCGCAAUCCCAGCUGUUGCUGAGGAUGUGCAAGCGGAAGGUGCUGAUGCCACUGUGAGUCUGGAACCGAUCCCUCCUCCCCCGUCACAAGCUCCAUCUGAUGGCUCUCAGCCGACGCAAAUCCCAGAGGCUCCCUCUACCACCUCAGUGGGCAGUGAGAAUGGGACCUCGGGUUUCAUACCAGACACGCCUACUCCCGAAACGUACAUUGAAGACGAUGACACUUCCUUGGAGACAGAGUCCACUACAGAACCGGACAUGUAUUUCACCUCGGAUGGUAACCCUCAUGACGACAGUCCUUCUGAUGACAUGCCAAUCAUAGCAGUGAUGGUGGCCCUGUCUUUCCUGUUGGUCAUCAUCUUCAUCAUUAUCAUCCUCUACAUGCUCAGGUUUAAGAAAUACAAGCAAGCUGGAAGCCACUCCAACUCGUUCAGACUGGCCAAUGGUAGAUCAGAUGAUACAGAACUCCAGAGUGUGCCGCUAUUGGCCCGUUCACCGAGCACAAACAGGAAGUACCCACCCCUUCCUGUCGACAAGCUGGAGGAAGAAAUGAAUCGUCGCAUGGCUGAUGACAACAAGCUAUUCAGGGAGGAGUUUAAUGCUCUGCCAGUCUGCCCUAUCCAGGCAACGUGUGACGCUGCCUCCAAGGAAGAGAAUAAAGAAAAAAACAGAUAUGUCAACAUCCUGCCAUAUGAUCACUCAAGGGUGCAUCUCUCAUCUCUGGAAGGAGUCCCUGACUCUGACUUCAUCAAUGCCUCCUUUAUAAAUGGUUACCAGGAGAAGAAUAAGUUUAUUGCAGCCCAAGGGCCAAAGGAGGAAACGGUAAAUGACUACUGGCGAAUGAUCUGGGAACAGAACACAGCCACCAUAGUCAUGGUGACCAAUCUGAAGGAGAGGAAAGAGUGUAAGUGUGCACAGUACUGGCCGGACCAGGGCUGUUGGACAUAUGGGAACAUCCGUGUUUCUGUGGAAGACACAAUGGUUCUCGUAGAUUACACCAUCCGCAAGUUUUGCAUCCAGCAGGUUGGGGAUGUGUCUGGAAAAAAGCCUCAAAGACUAGUCACUCAGUUCCACUUCACCAGCUGGCCAGAUUUCGGUGUCCCCUUCACCCCCAUUGGCAUGCUGAAGUUUCUCAAGAAAGUGAAAACAUGCAACCCUCAAUAUGCUGGGCCCAUUGUGGUCCACUGCAGUGCGGGAGUAGGGAGAACAGGUACAUUCAUCGUGAUAGAUGCCAUGUUAGACAUGAUGAAUGCUGAGAGGAAAGUGGACGUGUUCGGCUUCGUCACCAGGAUUAGAGCCCAGCGCUGUCAGAUGGUCCAAACUGAUAUGCAGUAUGUGUUCAUCUUCCAAGCGUUGUUAGAGCACUAUCUGUAUGGAGACACAGAGCUGGAGGUGACCUCUCUGGAGUCCCACCUGGCCAAACUGUACGCCCCUGCACCUGGAGCUGGCUGCAGUGGUCUGGAGGCUGAAUUCAAGAAACUGACAUCCAUCAAGAUCCAGAAUGACAAGAUGAGGACAGGCAAUCUGCCAGCCAACAUGAAGAAGAACAGAGUUCUACAGAUCAUUCCAUACGAGUUCAACAGAGUGAUCAUUCCAGUUAAAAGAGGAGAGGAGAACACUGACUACGUCAAUGCAUCUUUCAUUGAUGGUUAUCGUCAGAAAGACUCUUACAUGGCAAGCCAGGGCCCCCUGCAACACACCAUUGAGGACUUCUGGAGGAUGAUCUGGGAGUGGAGAAGCUGCUCAAUAGUGAUGCUCACUGAGCUGGAGGAGAGAGGGCAGGAAAAGUGUGCUCAGUAUUGGCCCAGUGAUGGAGUGGUUGUCUAUGGGGACAUCUCCAUUGAACUUAAAAGGGAGGAAGAGAGUGAAAGCUAUACAGUGCGUGACCUCCUGGUCACCAACAACAGGGAGAACAAGGCUCGAGCGGUGCGUCAGUUUCAUUUCCAUGGCUGGCCAGAAGUGGGCAUCCCCACUGACGGUAAAGGCAUGAUCAAUAUAAUAGCUGCAGUGCAGAAACAGCAACAGCAGUCUGGCAACCAUCCAAUCACAGUACAUUGCAGUGCUGGUGCAGGCAGGACAGGGACAUUCUGUGCAUUGAGUACAGUCCUGGAGAGGGUGAAGGCAGAAGGCAUCCUGGAUGUUUUCCAGACAGUCAAGAGCCUCAGACUGCAGAGACCCCACAUGGUGCAGACACUGGAGCAAUAUGAGUUCUGCUACAAAGUGGUUCAGGAGUAUAUCGAUGCCUUUUCCGACUACGCCAAUUUCAAGUAGAGAUCCAUCCUGGAUAAUGUCACUCUACAUGUCAUACUAACACCACAUGCAUUCACCAGAACACACAUGGACAUGACCGUGCAGAAAGCUGCGUACUUCCAUCUGCAGGACUUUAUUUUCUUUUUCUAAAAGACUUGUUUCUAUGGAUGGGACAAAGUGACCACAGGAAAAGGGAACAAGAAUUCAGUCCAGAGGACAGGACAGCACAGAUGGAAGGAGACGAGAUAAAGGAGAUGCCUUCUUGAGUAUUUUGUAACAAGUCUUGUUGAUACAGCCCCUGAUGUGCUUACAUAUACAUACUUACUGUGUUGCAUCUUAUUACUUUAGUUUCAGACACAGUUUUGAGUUUGGCUGCAUUUCUGGGUGGCCCCUGUAAAGUAUUUUAUUGCUAUAUAUAUAUAUAUAAAAAUCUAUAUGAAUAUAAAACAAAUACUUUGGAGGCUUAUGUAAAAUAAUGUUUUUUUUAUUUUUACUUUUUACAGACAGAGAAUUUAACAGCUUUUGGCUUUGCCAGAUCCACAGUGUAGCAACAUGAGCAGUGGCGAAGGCUGUGAUAAAUUACACAUACACGCACAGAUCAGUUUUGUCUUCACACAGACUAAGUAGUUAUAUAUUUCAAGCCACUUCUGAACUCCACCCCUCAUCAAAUAUACACAUGGCCAGCAGUCUGGUUAAGUGUUCAGAGUAUUUGUUGGCCUUUAAAACACAGCGUACGCUGAUGGAGAGGUCACAUGUCUUCUGUCUUGACAGAGAUGAAGUUACUUGGUUUUGCAACUCUUAACGAUUAUGUUUAGACGUGUGGAAAAGCAAGAAUCUGUGGUCAAUGGCAAUUUGAAUUAGUAUGAAUAUAUAUAUAUAUAUAUAUAUAUAUUUUUUUUUUUAACCCACUAGAAUUUUCACUAUAUUGACAAAAGUAUUUAGGCACACCUCAGAGUAACAACCCAUUGUUGCAAUCCCAAUAACUCAUCCUACCAAGACAUUUUGAUCAGUCUUUCAAAUAUUGGCACUUUUCUGUUCUUGUGGAAGUAAAUGAGAGCCCUGACCUCAAGCCCAUCAAACACAUUUGGGAUGAAAUACAAAAGCGUUUGCGAGCCAGGCGCUCUCGUUAAGCACUGAUGACGUCUGACCCCCACAAAAAAAAAAAUCCACCCCCCUAAGACCAUAUUGAAAGUUGGAGGGACCAACUCCCAUGUUUUAUUCCCUUCUCUGUAAUUAUGGCUGUCCCAAUACUUUUGUCCAUAUUGUGUAAGCUAAAAAAAAAAAAAAAACGCUACACGCACACACCAGUAUUUCCUCAAAUAUUGUGUUGAGCCUUUCUUGCUUUUCCUUUGAGCCUCUUGUUGAUAUCAGACGGACAUCGCAACGCUGUAUUGUCACUAUUCCCACCAUGAACACUGAUGUCGAAUGUCGCUUUUUAUUCAAAUGCUGUUUAACAAAAAUGGGUAUUUGCCUUUUUUACUUUGCGUGCCAUGCAGUGUUUACUCAUUUCUUUUUUGUUUUAAUUGCUGUAUACCCUGAGGAAAACUCACCUUAAAAACAGUAGUUCAAGUGAGUUGAUGCCAUUUCCCCCUUUAUGAUUGUAAUGAAUGAUAUGAAUGAUGCCAGUCCAGUGCAGGGCGGCAGGUCAGCUGGGAUGUUUACUGGGGCAACCUAGGAAAUGACAGUCACCGGAAUAUUUACAUUUACACAGAACUCCACACAGCAGGAUAAUUCAUCUGGAAUCCAACACAUUUCAGGCACAUGACAAAGGUUGAAAUCGGCAGUGAAAGUGUUUGCAUGAUAGAUUGUAAGUGACACAUUUUGAUUGAAAACAAGAAUGACACUCGAGUGCCUUGAAGAGUGCAAUACCUCCUACAAGGACCAACAAUCCAAACCCACUCCUGCAUGUGUCUGAAUUGUGGCAUUAAGAUUCCAUCAUUUUUCAGAGUUUCUUUAAAAUGUGGACACAUACAGUACCUAUAUCUCGCAAAAAAUCCUGGAUCCUCGCCAGAAUUUACUCAUUUUCACGCAUUUUCAUAGGAACCACAAACAAAUGAGAAAUGCUAAACAUAACCUCCACGACUGCGGUCAAAUCUUCCUCCAAGUUUACCAAGCUGUUUAAUAAUAAUUCAUUGUAAAAAAAAAAAAAAAAUCCACACUUGAACAUAAUUUACAUCACACUGAUGUGAUACUUGUUUGCAUUGUACAAAACGUCAUCAGUGUUGAUGUGUCUCUGCACUAUUUGCACCAAAAGCAAAAAAAAGCCCUUACUAAAUAUACAGAAAUGUGCAGAACCACAUGGAUGAUUGAUACUGGAUUUGGGGAAUUCAAGUUUGUUCUCUGUAGAGGUUUAAAGUAGCACAUUUUGACCAGAAAUUUCAGGUCUCCCCCCACACAUCCCCAACCCCACCCCCAAAGCAUCCUUCACAAGUGCCCACAGUCUGUUAGAAGACAAUUCUUUCCUCCAGUUGGACAGUUGUUGUUUUUUUUGAGUCUUCAGUCACUGUCGUGGUCACUUCUUUCUCGCUGCAGUGGAACAGCAAAGUAUGACACUGUGCCAACUUGCAAGAACCACAAUUGUAUUUCUUCAACUGAAAAAAAAGUGCCUCACUAAUAUAUUCAGUGUUCAUUGUAAAACUUGAGCCAUCGUAUGUGGCGGGAUAUUUAAAAGCUGAGCUUUGUAUUACUAGAAUUAAAAUGUGGGUGAUUUCUGUUUUUGAUUUCAGUUUUAAAGCUGGAACCAAGACUAGAUUAGUCAUCUUUUCAUUUACAGUGAAUUUCUUCCAUUCUCAUAAAAGUGUAAUAGAUAGCUUUUUGGUUUAAACAAAAAACAACAGCAAAAACUUCCCAUACUUUGUCAGGAGUAUGUGAAAGAAGUAGCCAACAACUGAGAAAAGAAGUUGUACAUGAGUUCUACAAUGACUACAUUGGAAGCUGUUAAAAGUGUUGAAGAUAUGAGGAAGUCUACUUCCUACCUUCUUCUCUCCAGCUAAAUGUGUUCUUUAUGUCUCCUACUGCGCUCAUCCCUUUUCCUCUCGGACACUUUUCCUUCGACCGUCUUCUUCGUUUUGGUCCUAUACUGCCCUAGUCCUUUUGUACAUAAUGUAAGGUUAUUUAUAUUUCAUUCCUGCCUGCAGCUGUGCUUAUUUUAUUACCCAUCUCCCCCCUUUUUUCCCCUUUGGGGGAAAAAAAUGUAUAUUAAAUUGUAACGGGACCAUUUUGAAAUGUAUUGGAUGUUUUGUUUCAGCUCUUCUUAAUUUGGUCUAAUUGUCUUAAGAUAAUCCUAUUUUUUAAUUUGCCUAUUUUUGGUUUCUAAUGUUUUGUUAUUCAACAUUUGAAUAUAUGUGUAUAUAAUUAUAUAUAAGAUAAAAUUAUAUAUAAUUAUAUAAUGCCUGACGGCCUUUCUAAGCUGUUCAAAACUAAUAAAGUGCUUGAGAUUUUU